Messenger RNA from Stylonychia lemnae, 357 nucleotides. Lineage: Eukaryota; Ciliophora; Spirotrichea; Sporadotrichida; Oxytrichidae. The record is from the annotation of a GenBank genome assembly.
AUGCAAUGCCAAUAACAACAAAAGAAAGUGCUAUUACAUAUUAAGGAACAACUAAUAAAACUUUUACAAAAACUUUACAAAAGCAAUUUCUAGUUGAGCAAAGACCUCUUGAUUAGAAAACCAUCAUAGCAACAUAUAUUCCUCCAACUAAGCCAAAUUAAUACUUAUGACUCCAAUGGUUAAAGUUUCUUCCACAAAUCCAACACCAACUAUAUUGACAUCAAGGACAAUUCAUAUGAGAGCAACCAGCAUUUUUUUCAAUGGGCACACUACAUUUUGGGCAUUUGUGAGCACCCAUAUUUGCCAUGGAACUUAGCAGUCAUAGCAGAAUUCUUUUAAGCAUUUCGUACAUUUUGA